Molecule: messenger RNA, 1973 nt
Organism: Mesocricetus auratus (golden hamster)
Lineage: Eukaryota; Metazoa; Chordata; Mammalia; Rodentia; Cricetidae
Gene: Pdxp
Product: pyridoxal phosphatase
Exons: 2
Coding region: 23-904 (293 amino acids)
Cellular component (GO): cytoplasm
Molecular function (GO): pyridoxal phosphatase activity
Source: RefSeq, a predicted model, not a curated record
GUGCGAGCGGCCAGCCGGCUGCAUGGCGCGCUGCGAGCGGCUGCGUGGCGCGGCCCUGCGCGACGUGCUGGGCCAGGCGCAGGGCGUCCUGUUCGACUGCGACGGGGUGCUGUGGAACGGCGAGCGUACCGUACCGGGCGCCCCCGAGUUGCUGCAGCGGCUGGCGCGGGCGGGCAAGGCCACACUGUUCGUGAGCAACAACAGCCGGCGCGCGCGGCCGGAGCUGGCGCUGCGCUUCGCCCGCCUGGGCUUCGCGGGGCUGCGCGCCGAGCAGCUCUUCAGCUCAGCGCUGUGUGCCGCGCGCCUGCUGUGCCAGCGUCUGCCCGGGCAGCCCGACGCACCGGGCACUGUGUUCGUGCUGGGUGGUGAGGGGCUGCGCGCUGAGCUGCGUGCCGCGGGACUGCGCCUGGCGGGGGACCCUGGCGGCGGCGACACGCGCGUGCGCGCUGUGCUCGUGGGCUACGACGAGCACUUCUCCUUCGCCAGGCUGAGCGAGGCGUGCGCGCACCUGCGGGACCCCGACUGCUUGCUCGUAGCCACCGAUCGCGACCCUUGGCACCCACUCAGCGACGGAAGCCGGACACCCGGUACUGGAAGCUUGGCUGCCGCAGUGGAGACAGCCUCAGGACGCCAGGCCCUGGUGGUGGGCAAACCCAGCCCCUACAUGUUCCAGUGCAUCACGGAAGACUUCAGCGUGGACCCUGCCCGCACACUGAUGGUGGGUGACCGUCUGGAGACCGACAUCCUCUUUGGCCACCGCUGUGGCAUGACCACCGUGCUCACGCUCACAGGGGUCUCCCGCCUCGAGGAAGCCCAGGCUUACCUGGCAGCUGGUCAGCAGGACCUUGUACCUCACUACUAUGUGGAGAGCAUUGCAGACUUGAUGGGGGGGCUGGAGGACUGAGCCUACCUCCCCCACUCCCUGAUCCCCAUCCCAUAGAUGGAGCCUCCGGGCCAUGAGUCACAUUCAGCGCCAUGAGCUCCCUGGCACAGGUGUCUGUACCCCAGUAAAGGAAAGCUGGGAUCCAGGAAGGUUUGUGGGCUCUCAUACCCCUCCCAGCAAUGGCUAGACACUGCUGUUCAGAAGCUGCCCCUACAUCUUGAAGGUUUACCCUGGCCUGACCCCACCAGGUGGCCUUAUUUCUUGCCCUGUCACCUCCCCUUCUUGAACUAUAUAUGGGCCCUGAAGCCAAAUGAAAAUUUUCUUCAACCCUAAAUACUUAAGCUCCUCCCCUCCUCUGGGACCUCUAGUGCUCUGUCCUUAGGGCCUCGUUGACCAAUUAGAGGACUCCAGCCCCAUUCUUGGCCUGAAGAGGCCUAUGGAAUGGAAAGCUACCAGUACUGACCGGUAUGUUUAUGUCUCACAGUGGGCCCUUAGUGGACCAAGUAGGAGCAUAUCCUGGAGCCCCAAAGCAUCAAUCACAAGGCUAAGUGACAUUGAUCUCUGGAUGUCCAUCAGGACCAUAAUAACCCACUGACCUCUUAGAUCCCAGAUACAACGAUUUACAAGUCCAAGAACAGUGGCUUUUUGACAAUCCUGGCCUGGCUAGAUCAGCCAAGGGAUCAGGUCCUAGCAGGGUAGGGUGAUGAAUGCCUGUUACUUACAGCACUUUGGAGGCUGAGGCAGGAGGAUUGCUCUGAGUCUGACGACCUGGGUUGCAGAGUGAGACCUCAUCUCACAAUGACCAACUUCAAAGUCAGGUUUCUCCAGGGACUGAUUGGUGGAAUGGCAAGGCUCCCACCAUAAUGGCGUCCAGUGUUGAUGGUUGCCACAGCUUGAGAGGGGGCCCCACGCCCCACCCAUUGCAUUCAGUGUUCGCUGUGCCCCCUCUCGAGCUGCCCGUGCCCAGCUAUUUAUUUAUUUAUCUGUUUGUUUGUUGUGUGCCAGUGAUGGUGGGGGCAGGGCAGGCUCUUCCCGCCUCCUCCACCCUUGUUGUAACCAGUCCUUGAACUUUAAUAAAAUGUGAGUAGGA